ACUACGCCAACGCAAACACCAACGCCUCCAAAGGCGACCGCAAUCAUGCUCUUGGAAGACCAGCGCCAGCUGCACGAGGAUCUGGAGCGCCUCGAGGACGCCAUCGCCGAGCGCCUUCUCGAAGACCCACCGCACAUUCGCAACCGCCUCGCACGCGACCAUGACAUGGCACGCUUCCUCGAACAGAUUGAGAGUCAGUCGAACCGCCUACUCCCCAUUUACCAGGAUGUCGACGGCGCCAAGGAGGACGAGGUGCGCGCCCUCACCCACGGCGAUCCCAUGGAGUCGUUCAUGCGCGAGAUCGCUUCCAUUAAAGAAUUCCACGCCCGCUACCCGAACGAGCCUGUCGAAAAUCUGGAGAAGGCCUACAAGAAGCGCUCGCCCGAAGAUCAGGAUCAGUCGGUUGCCGUCAUCGACUCCAUGUUCACGGGGGAGGAGGGCUUCGGGCGCUUCUUUGACCUGACCACACUGCACGAGCAGUACCUGAACCUUCCCGUUCACGCGCACGCGCGCCGCCUGACCUAUCUGCAGUAUCUCGAUCUGUUUGAUGUCUUCACCCCCCCGCAAGGCAACAUCCGCCGCGACCAGAAGAAGUCGGAAGCCUACUUUCACUAUCUAAAGGCGCUACAAGACUACCUUGAGGGCUUUAUGCGACGGACUAAACCCCUAGAGAAUUUGGACAAGCUCUUCGCGAAUUUUGACAAAGAGUUCGUCGAGCUCUGGGAAAAGGACCAAGUGCCAGGAUGGGAGAAAAACGUGUCGGCAUCUACGGCAGCGAACGGCGAGGCCCAGCCCGAGGGCAUCUGGUGCUCGGCUUGCAGGAAGAGCUUUUCGAAAGAGACCGUCUACGAGGCUCACUUGACGGGCAAGAAGCACAAGAAGGCUGUACAGGAAAGUCAAGGUGCCUCGGCGGACAAGACGACUGCCAAGACAAAUGAUGCUUCAACAGAUAUCCAACGCUUCAAAGAGCGAGCAGUGGCCGAGCGAGAGUUCCGGAUAAGGAGGCUUGCUGCGGCUAUGCAGACAGAGCGUGGCGACACCAAGGUCAACGUCGAGCGGAAGCAGGGCAUGACUGAGCGCGAGCGGCAACAAGAGCUGGAACAACUGUACUCUGAAACGCCAGACAAUGGUGCUAACGACGAGGACAACGAGUCCGACGUCGAGGAUAAGAUCUCCAAUCCGCUCAAGCUUCCGCUCGCUUGGGAUGGCAAACCCAUUCCCUUCUGGCUCUGGAAACUGCAUGGUCUUGGCGUCGAGUUCCCUUGCGAGGUUUGCGGUAAUUUCGUGUACAUGGGCAGGCGCGCUUUCGACAAGCACUUCAACGAGCCGCGCCAUAUUCACGGUCUGAAGUGUCUCGGCAUCACCAACACAUCAUUGUUCCGAGAAAUCACGAGUAUUCAGGAAGCUGAGUCUCUGUGGAGGAAGAUCCAGAAAGACAAGAAGAAAGAGAAAACCCUUGCCGAGAACGUGGUGGAGAUGGAGGAUAACGAGGGCAACGUCAUGCCGGAGAAGGUUUAUAGGGACUUGGCUGCUGCAGGCAUGCUAUGAGCGACUGCUGGUUGCCAACAGCCACCUAACCGAGGAGGCCCCUUUCCAGCACCAGCGACAACUGGUCGCCCUAUCUUGCUACUCGAACGAUUAGUCGAUUCGAGGUUAUUGCAAACACAGUGCUGCAUUUGCGGCUACAUAUCAUGGGAGUUGGAACGACUGGGAGCAUUUCAAGUAAGUCAAGUUGCAUACACUUCGCGCGCCGGUGCUGCCACACCGUGCAUUGUGCGAUAGCUUCUUAGACAGAACUAACCAGGUAGGGCUAUCUGCAUACACCUGGCGUUUGGCGUGGGCAAAAUGCAGAUUUCAUCUGCCAUGUAGAACGUUUUGUAAGAUAAUACCCAAUCAUCACAAUUUG
Molecule: messenger RNA, 1906 nt
Organism: Cucurbitaria berberidis CBS 394.84
Lineage: Eukaryota; Fungi; Ascomycota; Dothideomycetes; Pleosporales; Cucurbitariaceae
Exons: 3
Coding region: 46-1548 (500 amino acids)
Biological process (GO): mRNA splicing, via spliceosome
Cellular component (GO): spliceosomal complex; nucleus
Molecular function (GO): RNA binding; zinc ion binding
Source: RefSeq, a predicted model, not a curated record